Messenger RNA from Aspergillus sclerotioniger CBS 115572, 1341 nucleotides. Its product is annotated as glycoside hydrolase family 18 protein. Gene Ontology annotation, biological process: carbohydrate metabolic process; chitin catabolic process. NCBI's taxonomy places the organism in Eukaryota, Fungi, Ascomycota, Eurotiomycetes, Eurotiales, Aspergillaceae. The transcript has 6 exons. Gene Ontology annotation, molecular function: chitin binding; chitinase activity. The coding region runs from base 1 to 1341 and encodes 446 amino acids. The record is from RefSeq and is a predicted model, not a curated record. Gene Ontology annotation, cellular component: extracellular region.
AUGAAGUUCUCCUUCCUUCUGCUUUUGAGCCUGGUUCUACUACUCCAUGGCACGGUCAUUCACUCCCACCGUUCAGGCCAUGCAGGUAGCCUACAUCACCGACACCACCGCUCUCUGACAACAGCAGACAGCAGCACUGAUAACAGCACUGACAGCAGCACCGACAGCAGAACCGGGUACAAGUCUAUUGCUUACUACGUGAACUGGGCAAUCUAUGGCAGGAACCACAAUCCCCAGGACAUUCCCGCCGAAAAGUUGACUCAUAUCCUCUAUGCCUUUUCCAACAUCCGCUCCGACGGCGAAGUCUACCUCUCCGAUACAUGGUCCGACAUCGAGAAGCACUACGCGGGCGAUUCGUGGAAUGAUGUUGGGACAAACGUUUAUGGAUGCGUCAAGCAGCUAUAUCUUCUGAAGCAGAAUAACCGGAAGCUGAAGGUGCUCCUGUCAAUUGGAGGGUGGACAUACUCGAGCAAUUUCGUGACCCCGGCGAGCUCGGAACAGGGAAGGAAGAAGUUUGCGUCCUCGGCGGUUAAGUUGCUGGCUGAUUUAGGGUUUGACGGAUUAGAUGUCGAUUGGGAGUACCCUGCCAACGACGCCCAGGCCAGGGACAUGGUUGCGCUCCUGAGAGAGAUUCGAGCGGAGUUGGACAGAUACAGCCGGGAGCGUGCCAACGGAAAGCACUUUCUUCUCAGCAUAGCCUCUCCAGCAGGCAACACCCUUCACCUCGCCAGCAUGGACACUGUGCUUGACUUUUGGAACCUAAUGGCCUACGACUACUCUGGCAGCUGGGACACAAAAUCAGGCCACCUUGCAAACCUCUAUGCGUCUUCUGAUAACCCUGCCUCGACCCCCUUCAAUACAGAACAGGCUAUCUCCGCCUACGUGGCCGCUGGCAUCGCACCUAACAAGAUCAUCCUCGGCAUGCCACUCUACGGACGUGGAUUCACCAACACCGAUGGACCCGGAAAGCCAUUCAAUGGCGUCGGUGACGGAAGCUGGGAGAAGGGAGUCUGGGAUUACAAAGCCCUUCCUCAGUCAGGGGCCAGUGUUGUCGAGCUGAACAACAUCGGUGCAAGUUACUCCUAUGAUGCUGCCAAGAAAACUAUGAUCAGCUAUGAUAGCCCUGCCAUUGCCAAGGUAAAGGCGGAUUACAUCAAGAAGAGGGGACUUGGCGGCGCGAUGUGGUGGGAGACAUCUGGGGAUAAGAAGGGAUCGGAGAGUUUGAUUUCUACGGUUGUGGAUUCCCUUGGUGGCACUGCCGCUUUGGACAGCACAGAGAAUCAGCUGGAUUAUCCUGCUUCCAAGUACGAUAAUAUUCGCAAGGGGAUUCAGAGAUUGUAA